GCGGUAACGCUCGCCACGACGGGGAAUUCGGAGUCGUAGAGCCUCAUACGCGGGUCAUAAACGAUCCGCGGCCAUACUAGAGGUGCACGCGCGAGAAUCGAUCCGAAUCGCCGGCGAUAAACGCAUCUCCCGCGAGGCGAUCGUCGCGCGCCGCGUCGCCGCCGAGCGAUGAGUUCCAAGUUCAUCAUCGAUAGCAUGCUCCCAAAGUACCACCAACAGUUCCACCAUCAGAACUUGUUCGCGGGUGCUGCGGCUUCGCCUAUAGAGGCGUCGCUGUCAUCGUCGUUAUCGUCGUCGCUGUCGACGUCGCUGUCGUCGUCGCUGUCGGGCGGGCUGGGCGCGGCGGCGCUGGGCGCGGGCUCGCCAGGCGCCGGCAGCCCACAGCGCUCCUCUUCGUCGUCGUCCGCAUCGCCGGGUGCGCCCGCCAGGAUGUACCCCUACGUGUCGCACCACCAGCAGUUCGCGGGCUCCGUGCCCUUCUCGGCCGGCGGGGGGCUCUCAGCCGACGACAAGAGUUGCCGCUACCCGACCGCUGUAGGUGGAGAUCCUAUGGUGAACUACGCGCUGGGCCAGCACAAUGGCGGCGCGGCCGUGUCAGCGGCAUCGGCGAGCAUGGCCGCCGCGGCGCAGUUCUACCACCAAGCGGCGGCAUCAGCAGCGUCAGCCGCAUCAGCAGCCACAGUGGAUGCCAUGGGAGCCGCCUGCUCGCAGCCCUCUGCCCAGCCCCUCCCGGACAUCCCGCGGUACCCCUGGAUGUCCAUCACUGAUUUUCCAUUUCCAGAUUGGAUGAGCCCCUUCGACCGCGUGGUCUGCGGUGAGUUCAAUGGGCCAAACGGUUGUCCCCGGCGACGAGGACGACAGACCUACACGAGGUUCCAGACGUUAGAGCUAGAAAAAGAAUUCCACUUCAAUCAUUAUCUGACACGCCGACGCAGGAUAGAGAUAGCACACGCGCUCUGCCUCACAGAGAGACAGAUCAAGAUCUGGUUCCAGAAUCGGCGCAUGAAGUUAAAGAAAGAGUUGCGUGCCGUGAAGGAGAUAAACGAACAGGCUCGCAGGGAGAGGGAAGAGCAAGAUCGGAUGAAACAACAGCAGCAGGAGAAGCAGGCCAAGCUGGAGGGGCAGCACCACGGCCAUCACGUGACCCACCACCAUGACCCCAUGAAGAUGCCCAUCGACAAGGGCUCCAACGACCUGCUGAAAGUGAACAAGGUCCCGACGUAAGCCGUGCGACCGCACGUAGGCAAUCUUGACUGAUUCUGUACCAUAUAGUGUGAAUACAUGAAUGGUGUUGCGUCCAUGGGGACCUGCGAGCAGUUAGUCGUUUCGUAUCCACUAGUUUUAUUUGCGGCUGGUUUGUGUGCCUCGUUGUGGAGGUGUCCGUGACUUUUUUGUAAUAAUGUUCCUUUAGUGCGAAGGACUUGCCUUGUGUCGUUCGCUCGGUGGACAGGCUGGUGAUGUGCUUUAAGCAUUUAUUUUGUUGCCAUAACCACACCUUGUAUUGCAAUAAUAUUUUACUAAAAUUUACAAAAGCGUUAGAGUCGCUAUAAGAUUUUACAUAGAAACCUGAGUGAAUUUCGGUAUUGUUAGUUAAGAUUUUAAAUCUGUGAAUCUCAUAGUAUUUAUUGCUACCACUUACUCUAAUCCAUUAUGUUAUAUUUUUUUUAAUUCAUAGAUAUUAUAUUAUGUACAUUUUGAUGUAUAUUUUAUUAUUUGUUCGCUUAUAGCGGGCUGUUUAUGUUAUUUCGGUCACAUUUUUUUAAUGAUUGUGAAAUUUGUUGUAUUCUAUCAGUUGGUUUGGAAAGAGUUACUUUUAUUUUGUCCAGAUUGUGAUUCAAUUCAGUAGUUAAGUCCAUAAAUUGUUGUUUGAUUUGAAACUUUUUAUUUGGAUAGUGUUAUUGUCUACAAAUAUAAACUAUACACUCAUAAUCUGAUUACAUGUAUAUUUAUAACAAAAUACGUAUGGAAGUACAAUUGCUAAUAGGUUUUCGUGUUUACGAAACUUAUGGUUUAUAUUUUCCGUCAGGACUUAAAGUUAAUAUUUAAAAUUAAGCGGUAUUUUUUGAUAUUUCUAGUUAAAAAAUACCAUUGUCCAGAAAUUUGGAAAUAGACCUCGAUAUUGAUAUGAACAAAAUGGAUUGGUAUUGCAAAUUCUGCGUCGUCCAUAUAAUCCCGAGUCAUCUGAUGUUCAAAAUUAUAUACGUAACGAUGAUACAUAUAAUAAAAUUACAAUAAUGUGACUAAAUAUAAAUUUUACACUUAAUAUAAAGUUGAGUAGUGUAAGUGUAUCAUACAUAGAUAAUAUAGGUUCGACUUUGUAUGAAGUAUUGCUAAGAAUAGGUACAUAAUUACAUAAACUGUGUAUGCUAGAAUAAACAGUGGUCACGCGCUAUUUAACCCAUUUGGAAAUCAUUUCGUGUUGUUCAAGUACAAGUUUAAUAUUUAUACACCGAGAGUCCUAGCAAAACAACACAAUAUUUACAGAUUCUCUUUGAGAUAAGGACUAAGGGAAAACGUGUUCAAAAAUUUCAUAUUCCAAACAUGUAAUCGUAUAUACGUACGCCUGAAUUUUACACAAUAGAAUCGCGUGGAUACAUUCCUAAGGCAAUAAGAAUAUUUCGUGUAGAUAUAAAAGUCUACUUAGAGGUAAAACUGUAUGAUCGCACGUUCUCAGAGCUUCGUUCACACAUUUGUAUGUGCACGAGUGACUGGGAUCCUCCGAUUAUUACUAUGAUACUUUCGCUUAAUUUAGUUCUCGACAGAUACCCUAAAGUACACAGUUUUUCAUAAAGGCUUUUGUGUAAACGAAACUAAUUAUAGUUUCUUUUUAAUUCCACGUUGUGCCAAAACGUAUGAAAAAUAAUUUAGCAAUUAAACAGUAAUUAUUUAUUUCCUCCGUGAAUUGCGAUCAAACAAAAAUAUUUCUUCAAUACGUAAUAGCAGAACAAAAUUUAGAAAUUUAAUAUUAGCAUUGAUAGUCACCAUUAUACGUAAAUUAAUGUCAGGGUAGAUUUAAAAAAAGUAAUAAAUAAAUGUAAUAGUUAUCUGUAUGGAAUUGGAGUUUUCGCUUAAUUUUGAUAAAUCAUCUCGCAAUAUCUGUCCACUGUAUUAUUCAAAUGUAUGUUAUCUGUAGAUGUAUGGAGGUUGCAGAAAUUUAUGUCGUGAUAUCAUUAGGAGAAAUUUUAAGUCAUCAAUAGUCAUAAGUCUCUAUUCAUCUUCUUGUAAGCAUUCACAUUCGUCGCAGACUCACAAUUCAGUUUCCGUAACUUGAAUAAAUGUACAAUCAUGAACAAACGCAAGACUCGACUUAGAUAAUACAUUAUGUUUACUUAUACAUACUGCAUCCAAUGUUACGAUGCCUCGUUUGUGCAAUAAUAAAAUCAAUUCAAAUUUCAUUAAACAUAGUGUUAGUAGGUAAUAACCUACAAAAUAAGGUUGUCGUUAGUAAUAGAAAUUAAACCCAUCUUAUUUUAAACUAUAAAAUCGAGAAUGAAAAUCGAACAAAAUGUACUUAAGUAACUAUGGUUUAAGUAGGCUUUAUAAAUUAUAAUGCAUAGUUAAUAAAAUAUCGUAGACACUUGUAAUAAAGUUAAGCGUACCUAAUAAAUCCGAUGGUUAGUAUUUGAUUAAAAACGCUUAAAAUUGACUAGUGUUAUUCGUAAUUAUUGUCAUCUUGGAUUUGUGUGAACAUUUUGGAUUGUAGCUUUGUUAUGGAAGUACACACGGAAUGGUUUCGACUUGAUAUAAAAAACAAAAAACACAAUGUGUGUAUACGAAUGAAAUUGUUAUUUCUGCAUUUUAAUCUUUACUAUGCAGUGUUGUUUCAUUUUAUAUACUUGAUUGUAUGGUUAGGUUUUAAUGGGACUGUGCAAAUUGUAAUCCGUGUUGGAAACUGAAGUAGUAACUUCGUUAAGCCAUCGAGUUCAUACAACAAUAGGUACAACUUACAAAUAUAACGUAGUAAAUAUAUUUGUGUAUGUGCGUCCGAUGAUUUAUGUCAGAAGGUUUUUAUUGUUUCUGUCUCGUAAAGAGCUGUAAUUCAGUUGAAACAAUGAGCAAUUUGCUAAAUACAUUAUAUACGUCCUCCAUCCAUAAUGCUGUCUUGCCAUAUUGCUAGCGUUUCUUAGGAGUCCUAGGUAUUAUUACAUACCUAACUGAGCGCAAACUUCAAUAUUUAUAUAUUCAAUUAAUUUAUCUACUAUCAUAAUAUGACCUCUUUUUCAAGCUGUUUUAGUUUUUAAACAGUAAUUUUUGCGUUUAACUUUUUCAUUAAGUUUUACAUUAGAGUCAUUUGUUACGUUGAAUCAUUACUUUCCGUUCAUUACGUUAACAUUAACAAAACCUUCCUUUAUAUUGUUAAUUAAAACGUAAUAUUCGAUCAAUUUUUAUCUUUAACUGUAGCUAUGUAUGUAUGUACCUAUAUCUAUAUUUUUGAAAAUAGGAAUUAAAUGGUCUUAACUUUAAGUAAUUGUAAAUAGUCGUGAAAGUUUAUGUGGCGCAUUAUUUUUUGUUUAUAUUUUUUUGUUUUAUGUUAUUAUGUAUUUAUGUAACGAGAUGUGUCGUAUUAAGUCGGUGGACUAGUAUAACUAUGUUCUAAAAUACAAGAUGUACCUACCUAAAAAUUAUCAAUUUCAAUAUAAAAAGGUCAUCGCAAACAAAAGGAAUUUUCUACUAAUUCUAUAGAAAUACUCUUUUGAAAUAAUACUGUGUGUCAAUUUGAACCUUAAGGUCAUAGUUAUAAUGGUCCAUGAUAUGAAUGUACGGCGCAACUGACUGUGUCGCGAUAUAUAAGCAUAGCUGGGCCGUUGUAUAUGAAGCCCGCAUUCAAUAUUGUAAUAUUAAUUUCAAAAAUUCAAGAGAAUAAAGAGUUAAUAAAACAAA
This is a messenger RNA of Pectinophora gossypiella (pink bollworm), 4881 nucleotides long. RefSeq names its product homeobox protein abdominal-A homolog (gene abd-A). Gene Ontology annotation, cellular component: nucleus. Bases 169 to 1224 code for a protein of 351 amino acids. The transcript has 3 exons. The record is from RefSeq and is a predicted model, not a curated record. Gene Ontology annotation, biological process: anterior/posterior pattern specification; negative regulation of transcription by RNA polymerase II. NCBI's taxonomy places the organism in Eukaryota, Metazoa, Arthropoda, Insecta, Lepidoptera, Gelechiidae. Gene Ontology annotation, molecular function: RNA polymerase II cis-regulatory region sequence-specific DNA binding; DNA-binding transcription factor activity, RNA polymerase II-specific.